This is a messenger RNA of Ipomoea nil (Japanese morning glory), 471 nucleotides long. RefSeq lists its product as uncharacterized. Lineage: Eukaryota; Viridiplantae; Streptophyta; Magnoliopsida; Solanales; Convolvulaceae. Bases 1 to 471 code for a protein of 156 amino acids. The record is from RefSeq and is a predicted model, not a curated record. The transcript has a single exon.
AUGCCUACUUACGAUAGAACGGGGGACCCCAGCGAUCACUUAGUCGGCUUCCAGGCAAAGAUGAUGGUAAUAGGGGAGGAGGACCCUAUGUACUGUCGCGCCUUUUUCUCAACUCUAGGUGGGGCAGCGCAGCGUUGGUUACUAUCUCUACUGCCAGGGUCCAUCGACCGUUUCGGAACCCUAGCCGAGCAAUUCCUAACCUACUUUGCAGGAAGCAUGAAAGCAAAGCACUUCAUGACCCUAACUACCAUACAACAAGGAGAAGCUGAGACACUAAAAGAGUUCUUAAAAAGAUGGCAGAAGGAAGUACAGGCUGUGGAAGAUCUGGACGAUCGAACGACCCUCACUUUAUUCAAGGAAGCCCUCCGGUCAGGGGAUCUGUUCACUAGUCUGCGAAGGGAGACCCCCGACACGUAUGCACAGGCCAUCCAGAGGGCCAACAAAUAUGCGGAAACAGAAGAGGCUUUGUGA